Molecule: messenger RNA, 2868 nt
Organism: Gadus chalcogrammus (walleye pollock)
Lineage: Eukaryota; Metazoa; Chordata; Actinopteri; Gadiformes; Gadidae
Gene: stradb
Product: STE20 related adaptor beta
Exons: 12
Coding region: 264-1592 (442 amino acids)
Biological process (GO): protein phosphorylation
Molecular function (GO): ATP binding; protein serine/threonine kinase activator activity; protein kinase activity
Source: RefSeq, a predicted model, not a curated record
AGUCUCGCUAGCCUUUGCGCUUUGCCCUCUCGACUCUCUCCGGGGUGUCCUGCUAAACAAAUGUAUGAGUUGAUCAUGACAUCUCGGUAUUCGUUCAGAUGAGGUAGAAUGUGGGAUUUAAACGAGACAACUUUAUACUGAGGGCUUUUCUGUUUGUGUUUGCGGCGUCAACGAGGAGAAAGGUACGAAUGUAGUGGACGAUAUUAGCCGAUGAGCGAAUAUAUGCCCACCUCGUCCCGUGUCUCCAUCGCCGAAGGGACUCCAUGUCUUUCUUGGACUGUUCCUGUCUCUCUCACACUGCGGUCCAGUCUGUAUCCAUAGAGGAGGACCGCUAUGAGGACUCCAGCCACCACUUCCUGAGUUCGGCCGUUUCCGAUUGCACUCUGCCAGGGGCGCUUGGUGAUGACAUCACAGGCCUGUCGCCUGAACCGGGCCACUACCAGCUACUGGCGGAGCUGGGGAGAGGCUUCAAUAACAUGAGCCAGGUCAGCAUGGCCCGCCAUACGCCCUCCGGCCAGCUGGUGGCGAUCAAGCACACCAACCUUGACGAGUGUACCGAGGAAGAGCUCCUGCAGCUGUCAAAUGAGGUGCUGCUGUCCCGGCUGUUCCGUCACCCCAACCUGCUCACCUCGCGCCUGGUCUUCAGCUCCUGCUGCCAGCUCUGGAUCCUCACGCCGCUCAUGUCCUACGGCUCGGCGGACGCCUUGCUGAGGUCCUACUUCCCAGACGGCAUGAGCGAGUCCCUGAUGGCGUACCUGCUGCACGGCGUGCUGAAGGCCCUGGAGUACCUGCACCAGAUGGGCUACGUCCACAGGGGGCUGAAGGCCAGCCACAUCCUCCUGUCGGGGGGCGGCCGUGUGUACCUCUCGGGGCUGCACAGCGUGUACAGCAUGAUGCGGGACGGGCGGAGGGCCCGGGCCGUGUUCGACAUGCCCCACCACAGCCCGGCCCUGCUGCCCUGGCUCAGCCCCGAGCUCCUGCGCCAGGACUUGCACGGCUACGGGGUGAAGUCAGACAUCUACAGCCUGGGCAUCGUGGCCUGUGAGCUGGUCAGUGGCCGGGUACCCUUCCAGGACAUGCCUCCCACACAGAUGCUGCUCCAGAAGCUGCACGGCUCCCACUGCUGCCUGAUGGACGUGGCGCCCUUCCCCCUGGGCAAGCUGGGCGGGCUGACCGUGUCCCGCUCGGGGCUGGACUCGGGCAUCGGCGAGAGCGUGGCCACGGGGAGCCUGAAGCACAGCGCCUCCGCCCCGGCCCCCGGCCACGCCCCCGCCGCCGUCACCACGCCGACCACCGACCGGCCCCAGAGCCCCGGCCCCAAGAACCACUCGGCGACCCUGCACGGCCUGGUGCAGCAGUGUCUGCAGCAGCAGCCCGAACAGAGGCCGUCUGCGUCCGCGUUGCUGACCCACGCCUUCUUCAAGCAGGUGAAGAGACACACCAGGGACACCUUCCUCAACCUCAUGUACCCGGCGGUGCCGCUGGGGAGCCCCCAGGACGACUCCCCCGUCUCCAGCCCUCCGACGCCAGCCUGCCACGCCGCCACGUCGCCCCUCCCCUCUGACCCUCAGGGGGGCUGGGACUUCUCCUGAGACCACAACCCAUUGCCCCCACAUCCACUACAACCGCUAUCCCCCCCCCCUCCGCACACAUACCACUCCACUGUUCUGCGUUCUGCCAUCAAAAGACAAAGACAGUCCGAACUGAACCACGGAAUGGCAAAAGUUUUACUUUUACUUUUGCUUUUCUUCUUCCAUUUAGCUUCGCCCCAGCAGGCCGCCAAACCCCAGCCAAACCACUCUGAGCCUUCGUUGUUGUUGUUGUUUUAAAUCGUUUUUUGUAUUAUUUUUUCAUAUAGAUAAAUAUAUAUUUACUUAUUUUGAAGCAGAAACUGAGCAGGGGAACGCUGUCUGUGGGACAGCCCGAGUUCUGUAGCGCCACUGUGAGAAAACAUGAGUAAGGCGGGGGUCAGGCCUGCGUUCAAAGAGGCAGCGAUUACUGUUGAAUAAUUCACCUGUAAGACCCGCCCACUAGUGUUGUCUGGCAGAGGAGGAGGCCAAUCGCUGAGCGGAUGACGCUCACGCUCUGUGGUUCAAAACAACGCUAUCUCCCUUUUUAGGGUGUUCUGUUUUUAAACUGGUCUGUGAUUGGCGGUCGAUGACAUGAUCAGUAGGCGUCCAUGCCAGAGGAAGUUGAUGAAGACUGACUUUUAUUUUCAGAACGUGGGUAACCUCAAACACGUGCAUACAUCUCCAAAUAGUCUUUUAAAAAUAUUAUAUUUAGAAAAAUCAUGUCUUCCAGAUCAGACAAACUUCUCCGAUAAUACACUUCAAUUUGAAGGAUUUUUCCGUGCAAUAUAUAUCCUACAUUUGAUUGAUACUACAAUAGUUAACACUUGACUGAAAACAUGACCGCUAUAUCCAAAAGUCAUUUAAAGUAGGUCUCAACAAAUGCAUGAAGUUCCAUCCCUGUGUCCAAAAAGGAAUUGCGCACAGGGGUACAGGCCCAAGCGCGCAUGUCGUAAAAAAAACAUGAGCAAUGGAACACUUCGGAGGUAUCCACAUAUCGUACAGUAGAAACCGUUUUUGAUUCAACUGUGAUAUCCAUCCCUCCUCCUCAAAUCGCCUAUGACCUCUGACCUAAUGCCGAAUAUCUUAACCUCUCUUGCUGUGAAGUACCCAACACUGCCUCUGUGUAUGUUAAAAGCAGUGGCUAUACCUCGACAGUUCUUAAGUACAGUGGUCGUCGUCCCCCCCCCCCCCCCCCAAACUGUGAUAGAGUGGGGAGUCGUGCGAGGGAUGUGUACGGUACACUCGUACGUUCAGCUGUGUUCGAGACUUUUUAUGAAUGUGAAUAAUAAAGAAUAAC